AUGGGACCUCAUCAUCUGAGACCUAUGCAGCUGCUCUGCCUCCUAGGGGCCAUCUCCACUCUGCCUUGGGCUGGGACUCUGUUGUGCUAUGAAGCAACAUCCUCACUCUUCAGAGCUGUUACUUUCCGCAACUGGAAAUGGCUUCUGAUGAGGAGCAUGGUAUGUAAGCUGAAUGAGGGCUGUGAGGAGACGUUGGUGCUCAUCGAGACAAGGACCAGAAGGGGAGUUGUGGGUUUUAAAGGCUGCAGCCCAGCCCCAUCGUACCCCCAGCGUGUCUCCUACCUUGUUUCACCGCCUGGAUUGUCCAUUGCCUCCUAUAGCCAUGUCUGCCGGAAAUAUCUCUGCAAUAAUCUCACCAACUUGGAUCCUUUUAUGAGACUCAGGAAGACCCCUAAACCUACAGCAUUUUCAUCCCUUAGUUGCCCAACCUGUGUGGGCGAGCACUCUAAGGACUGCCUCCCAAAUUUUGUCACCACUGAUUCUUGCCCCCAAAAUGCCCCGAAGUGUUACAGUUCCACUCUAAAAUUUCAGGCAGGGUUUCUCAAUACCACCUUCCUUCUCAUGGGCUGUGCUCGUGAACAACAUAAGAUUUUAGCAGAUUUCCACCGUAUCGGGACCAUCAGAGUGACUGAGAUUCUCAACGUCUUAGAGAAGGCCCAGAUUGCUGGUGCAGAGCCCUCCAGUCGGGGUCCUACUUGGGGCAUCCUCGCAGGUCUCCUGCUUGCCCUUAGGGGCUGA
Molecule: messenger RNA, 738 nt
Organism: Pteronotus mesoamericanus
Lineage: Eukaryota; Metazoa; Chordata; Mammalia; Chiroptera; Mormoopidae
Gene: LYPD4
Product: LY6/PLAUR domain containing 4
Exons: 4
Coding region: 1-738 (245 amino acids)
Cellular component (GO): plasma membrane raft; plasma membrane
Source: RefSeq, a predicted model, not a curated record